Messenger RNA from Closterium sp. NIES-65, 990 nucleotides. The record is from the annotation of a GenBank genome assembly. Lineage: Eukaryota; Viridiplantae; Streptophyta; Zygnematophyceae; Desmidiales; Closteriaceae.
AUGUCUGCUGCGAUUCCUAUAGUGCCACUCCUCUCUCCUUCUUUGUCUACCCAUCGCCCAUCACUCCCCACCCACCUCCCAUCGUCGCCAUCCACCUGCCUGUCACUCGAAGAGACGGCUGACAUUCGGCUGCCCCCGCUAGCGGAGGGGCAGCGCUUCUAUGAUACAUACCGGGUGGUGCUGCUGGUCGACAGCCGGGAGAAGGGCCUUCCCUCUCCUCACCUCCGUGUCAUCUUCUCUCCCCUCUUCCACUCCCAUCUUCCCUCCUUUCUUCUCUCCUCUCUCCCUCUCUGCAUGCUCAUCUGGCCCACCGGGCAGUCCAGCUCACAGCAUUUUUCUCUCCUGUCACUUUCCAUCGGUCCCCUCCAGAGGGCAGCACAGCUCACAGCAUUUCUCUCACCCUUUAUCUGCUUCACAGGGCAGCACAACUCACAGCAUUUCUCUCACCCUUUAUCUGCCUCACAGGGCAGCACAGCUCACAGCAUUUCUCUCACCCUUUAUCUGCCUCACAGGGCAGCACAAAUCACAGCAUUUCUCUCACCCGUUAUCUGCCUCACAGGGCAGCACAACUCACAGCAUUUCUCUCACCCUUUAUCUUUCUCACAGGGCAGCACAGCUCACAAAAUUUCUCUCACCCUUUAUCUGCCUCACUGGGCAGCACAGCUCACGGAGUUUCUCACCAGAGUGGAAAAGCUUCCAGCACAGGUACCUUGUCUCGCUGCCUUGCCUCGCUGCCUUGCCUUGCUGCCAUGCCUUGCUGCCUUGCCUCGCUGCCUUGCCUCGCUGCCUUGCCUCACUGCCUUGCCUCGUUGCCUUGCCUUGCUGCCUUGCCUCGCUGCCUUGCUGCGCUGCCUUGCGUUGCUGCCUUGCCUUGCUGCCUUGCCUCGCUGCCUUGCCUCGCUGCCUUGCCUCGCUGCCUUGCCUUGCCUCUGUGCCUCGCCACUGCGCUCUGCUAGUAGGCUUUGCCGCUUUGCUAGUGUUGGUUCAUAA